Molecule: messenger RNA, 4594 nt
Organism: Pomacea canaliculata
Lineage: Eukaryota; Metazoa; Mollusca; Gastropoda; Architaenioglossa; Ampullariidae
Exons: 9
Coding region: 898-3630 (910 amino acids)
Source: RefSeq, a predicted model, not a curated record
GCCAGCCAAGAUAUCAAGAAGCGGAAGAGGGGUUGGAUCGGUCACACCGUGCGAAAAUUUAACAAGGUGAGCUCUGGGCUGGAACCCACAGGGUGAUAAAAGGGUGUGAAGACCCAGAAAGACGUGGAGGAGAUCAGUCCACAGAGAGGCAGAGACAGCUGGCAUGACAUGGUCCCAACUGAAAGGAACGCCCAGAACCGGGUCCGAUGGCGGCGUGUGGUUGCGGCCCUAUGCUCCACUGGUCGCGAAUAGGAACACGAAGAAGAAUAUAAAUGCCAUAAAGUUUCCCCGUUUCUUUCUUUAUUUUGUGUGUGUGUGCCUGUAUGUAUAUGUGUGAGUGUGUGUGUAAAAUGAGGAGGGAAAUCUGUUGAGUAGUCCGGUGACUUUUUAAUACAUUUAUGUGCAUAUAUGGGGAAUUGUGUGAACGUGUGUGUAAAGGAUCGUUUUUGUGUGUAUUUUAACUACGCGUGUGUUUGUGUGAUUGGAUGGUCAGUAAGUGAGAGACAGUGGUUUGUUUCCUGAACGUUAGUAGGUAGUGUUGCUCAGUGUGUUUUGCCCUACGGCGGUGAUGUGACUGUUGGUGACGUCUGUUCACACGUUGCUCGCUCGCCGACGUUGACGCGUGCACUUCAUGUAUUAGAGCCUCCUGUGCUUGGUCCGUGUGUGUGUGUGUGAAGGGUGAGUGAGUAUGUGUGUGUGUGAAGGGUGUGCGUGCGUGUGUUGUGCGUGUGUUGUGCAUGAUGCUGCCGUCGUUGCUGUCUCCUUGUCUCCUGUGUUAUCCCCCCUGCCAGAUGUGAAAACUAUAAAAGGUUCAAAUCUCUCCUCCUUCCAGACACUGCUUCGGCGGGACGUCCUGUCAGUGGCAGCGCUUGUAAAGACCAUCUGAAGGUCGUCAACAUGUGGACAACAAUGAUUUUACCCCUGAUACUUCUCACUGUGCUCUCUUGCCUUCAUGCUCAGAACAGCGGCAGCGCCCCCUCACAACAAGUCCAGCUACAAUCCAAUGGCAUGGACUACGCGCUGUUUGGCUACAACAGUCUCAAGGGAUGCCCUUUGACACUAGGAUAUGACCGGGGCUUUACUUUUCCCAUCUUUUCUGCACAAAGUCACGUGACGGGAGACAAUGGCGGGCCACGUGGCGUGGUUCAGACCCAGGAUGUGUCAUGUGACACGUCGUUUACGUCGACGGUGGUAGAGACGCCGUACGACCUGACCACGCUGCUGACUGGCACCGCGCGACUCGGUGCUGAUAAGUGGGGGCCUCCCUUCUCGGCCAGCCAACACUUUCUAAAGUUCUCAGCGGAACUGAAACAAAAUGUGCUGGUCUUUUCUACCGCUGUGUGCAGUAUCUAUCACGUGAAGCUGUUACUCUGGCAACCGCCGUCUUUUCAUUCAUCGUUCGUGGACUGGAUCAUUAAGCUCAACAACACUGAUGACGAGGACAUGUACCUGAAGUUCCUUGACACCUACGGCACACACUUCGUGUCACGGGCCCGCUUUGGGGCCUCGAUAACAGUCGUGCACAAGAUGGAGGAUAAGGUUUAUCGGCGCCUCAAGGAGGGUCACGUGACGUCAGCUGCUAGCUAUGUGGCUGCUGCGCUAUUUGGACAACCCCAGACCUUGACCUCUGAUCAGCAAAAGGCAGCAAACGAGUUUCGAAAUGAAGUGGAGACAACAACGAUUGUUGUAGGUGUUCCUCUGUCUUAUGCAGGUAACAGUCUGACUUGGUUCACAGCAGCGAAAGAUCAACCCUCCGUCAUCCACUAUGACCUGACCUCUGUGGAGGUUCUCUUCUCAGACACCCUCAUGGGUAACUCGAGUCUCAUUGGCAGUUAUGGUAUUGACCACGUCAGGAUCACGAACAACAUCCUGGCUGUCAAGGCAAAGUACUGUUGGACUCUAAAGAGACAAGACCUGACAGGUGAGUGUCAAGGUAGUUCAGGUAAGACCCUGCUUUCCACAAAGUUGAUGGGGAAGUCGGAAGACAGAGCCGCUGAGUCCGCUGACCAGUGUGUUGAGGGAUGCUAUCAGCUUCCGGGCUGCGUGGCUGCGAGUUUUUGUCCUGAGUGUAGACAGACAAACCUCAGCAACAACUGUCACGUGUUCAGUGCUGGCGACAUACAGAGAGCAGUGAGCGACCCCAGGUGGCAGACGACCAUUUUAGUUGACAAAGUGGAGACAUUUGUAAAACUACAAAACACCACGGUGGUUGUUAGUUCUAGUUCUCAGUCUAACAUCUCUACUGUCACCUCCGCACAGGACUGCUUGCCAUCUUGUAUUGAAGAUGCCACGUGCUUGGCCUUCACCUUGACUGACACUUCCGGGUCCUUAAUUACAUGCACGCGCCACACAGACAUACUUCUGUCUUUGACACAGAGAACAGGUGUCGCUGUGUACUUCCUCUCCCCGCUGGUAAAAAAAAUUCUCAGAAGUGGACAGACGAGAGGCCUUGCUCCCUCCUCCAUGUACAACGACUGGAACAACGCAGCCUGUGUCAUCGACGACGAGUGUCGUCGGGAAAACUCGAUGUGCUUUAUGAACAGGUGUCGCUGUCGUCCAGGGUUCUUCUCAACACUUGACUACACGUGCUCUGCCACUUGUAGCCUAGCUGACCUGCACACCACCUUCACGGAGUACCCUGACAGCGGAAUAAGGGGACACAGUAUCGUGACACGGGAUGGAGUCAGUUUGCAGACGUGCAGCAACCUGUGUGUCGGCAACAGAGUUUGUCAGUCCUUCGAUUUCAAAGUCACAGGAGGGCGCUGUCAGCUUCAUGAGGUCACCUCGCUCCAGGCUCAAUCAGAGUGGUAUCCUCAGAGCAGUCGAGGCUGGACCCACUACCAGAGAACCUGCCUGCAGUUUCCCACCUUAUACCCUGGACCUCAGUGGUACAACUCACCCUGCAACAUCAACGCGGUUUGCCCUGAACCCAACAGUCAGUGUGUGUCGGGUAGAUGUGUGUGCAGAUCUCACUUCUUUUUAUCAGAAAGUACUGCCGCCUGUUACGCUGAGUCAUGUCGAGACUGGCAGACAACAGGAGGCAGGUCAGGUGUCUACUCCAUUCAACUGGCAGAAAACAGUAACCAAAUGAGAGUCUGGUGUGACAUGGACUCUGGUGAUGGAGGGUGGCUGGUGUUCCAGCGACGUAGAGACGGUUCUGUUAGCUUCUACAGGAACUGGACGCAAUAUGAAAACGGCUUUGGUGACAUCACCGGGGAGUUCUGGCUGGGGUUAUCGAACCUGUACUUGCUAACCAAAGGGAGACAACAGCAACUCCAUGUUGAGAUCGAAGAGAAGAUUGGAGGACGUCGCUACGCUGAGUACUCGUCAUUCAGAGUGGAGGGUCCUGAGACAAACUACAGACUGCACGUGUCUGGCUACUCGGGUAAUGCAGGUGACAGCAUGGCGUUACAUAACGGAGAGAGUUUUUCAACUUAUGACCGAGAAAACGACAAGGAUGCGAGAAGAAACUGUGCCUCUACGUUUUAUGCUGCCUGGUGGUACAAGGCUUGUUACAACGCUAACCUUAACGGCCAGUACAAUGGGGGUGAAGACGGAGUCGGGUGGUAUCACGCGUACAAUGAUUGGAGAAGCUUCGCAUUCGCUGAGAUGAAACUGAGACCAGCCUAGCAUCUCCUUGUCUCCUGUGGUCUCACUGUUCUGACGGUCAGUCUGCUGUACACAAGUUUCACUGACGAGGUCAGCUCUGUGCAGACUUCUCUUGUCAUAAGUGUAUUGUAGACUCAGUGUAACCUGUAAACAUUGAUUGUUUAUUCUGAUGAUGAUGCUACAUUUUUACUAAUCUUAAAAUAAUUUUCCUUGGAUAAAUCAAUAGGCUUAAAAUGUAAAAAAAAAACAAUAAUUAAUUAAAUAAUUGUUGUUGCUGCUGUUUAGUCCUUAUUACUCCUCGAAGAGCAUAGGGCCGCAAAUGAUUGAUUAAUACAAAAUAUUUAUUGCAUGUAGGUCUCAGAAGACAUAAUUGAUUUUGCUUGUAUGGUAUUUUGAUAGUGUUAAACGACAAUGAUGGACAAAAACAAAAGAACAAAGAAGGAACCAUAAAAUUAAAUUUAGCUUGAAAGUUUGCAGGUAAGCAAUGAAACAGAGCACUGCAAGCUAUAGAAAUUCGUGACUUUUUUAGAUUAACAAAAUUCUAUUUUGAAUCUUGUAUUUGUUAUCUCUUUGUCUUGAUUAUCAAAAGUCACAAAAGUGUUUCAUUCAACAAUUGCGAUUUUACACUAAAAUAAUGGACUAUCACACAUUUAGUUCUCAGACAGACAACGGGAAAUUAAGUUUAUGACUUUAAGAAUAAGUGCAAGUUUUUGUAACUUUAAAGAAGUAGUGUGAAUGAAAGGAUCACCUCUCAAAAUAAACUGAUAAACUGGGUGUCCAGUCACUUAAUCCCCAGACACUUCAUACCAGACACUUAAACCCCGAUAAACUGGUAUGUUAUAUUACCAGACCUUAAAGUCAGAAAAAUUGCCAAAUUAUGGUAAGUGCAUGAUGCAUUCUGUAAUAAGUUUUUUUAUGUUUUGUUUUUUCUAUUUCCUUUCAAUUAAAUAUUUUAUGCUUGUCUUGAGCAAACUAUACAAAGUGA